AAACGAGGCAGGUCGCACAAGUUGCUCCACCCCCAGCCUACAUCCUGCACUGAAGACUGAAGUAGCCUACUGCACACCUACAUCCUGCACUGAAGACUGAAGUAGCCUACUGCACAGCCAGAAGACAAACAGAGGUCAGAGAUCAACUCAACUCCAUUCACUGCAGCAGAGGCUGAACCAGUCACCGGUGACUAUCCAGACAUCAGCUCGAUCACCUCUGAACCACCCAAGAUCGCCUUUGACACGAUCACCUGCACCACACAGUUCAAUUCAGCUUCUAAGAGUGAUAUUUCCAACAUGGCUGAGCCAGCUACUGACGACAGCAAGUGCCUCUUCUUGGAAAAUGAUUUUUGCAACAGUGGGGUGGCACAAGCUGACUGGGCAGCCAAGAAGAUGGUUUGGGUGCCAUCAGAGAGGGAGGGCUUUGAGCCAGCCAGCAUCAAGGAGGAGAAGGGUGAUGAGGUGCUGGUGGAGCUCUCUAAUGGUCAGAAGGUGACGGUGACCAAAGACGACAUCCAGAAGAUGAACCCGCUCAAGUUCAGUAAGGUGGAGGACAUGGCUGCCCUCACUUUCCUCAAUGAAGCCUCUGUCCUCCACAACCUGCGAGAGAGAUACUUUUCCAGCCUGAUCUAUACGUACUCAGGUCUGUUCUGUGUGGUGGUAAACCCCUACAAGAUGCUGCCAAUCUACUCUGAAAAGAUCAUCGAGAUGUACAAGGGCAAAAAACGUCACGAGGUGCCGCCACACAUCUACUCCAUCACUGACAAUGCAUACAGGAACAUGUUGCAAGACCGUGAGGAUCAGUCUAUUCUCUGCACAGGAGAGUCUGGAGCAGGGAAGACAGAAAACACAAAGAAGGUGAUUCAGUACCUGGCCGUCGUCGCCUCAUCACACAAAGGCAAGAAGGAUGUCAACCCUCAGCAAGGAUCUCUGGCCUAUGGGGAGCUGGAGAAGCAGCUGUUGCAAGCUAAUCCCAUCCUGGAGGCCUUCGGAAAUGCCAAAACCAUCAAGAACGACAACUCCUCACGAUUUGGAAAGUUCAUCAAGCUCAACUUUGAUGUGACUGGCUAUAUUGUUGGAGCAAACAUUGACACCUACCUGCUGGAAAAGUCUCGCUGUAUUCGUCAGGCCAACACUGAGAGAGCCUUUCACAUCUUCUAUUACAUGGUGGCAGGAGCCAAAGACAAGAUGAGGGAGGAGCUGCUGCUAGAGGACUUCAGUAGCUAUCAUUUCCUGGUGGCUGGUCGUGUGGAGAUUCCCGGUCAGCAGGAUGAUGAGAUGUUUGAUGAGACUCUGGAGGCUAUGGAGAUCAUGGGCUUCACUGAAGAGGAGAGAUUAGGGAUGCUGAAGGUGGUGUCAACUGUGCUCCAGCUGGGCAACAUCAAGUUUGAAAAAGAGAGGAACAGUGAGCAGGCAACGAUGCCUGACAACACCGUGGCCCAGAAGGUGUGCCACCUGCAGGGUGUCAAUGUGACCGACUUCACCCGUGCAAUCCUUACCCCUCGAAUCAAAGUAGGCAGAGAGGUGGUGCAGAAGGCUCAAACCAAGCAGCAGGCUGAUUUUGCAGUUGAGGCUUUGGCCAAGGCCAUGUACGAGCGUCUGUUUUGCUGGAUCCUGAUGAGAGUCAACAAGACCCUGGACAAGAGUAAGAGGCAGUCAUCCUCCUUUCUGGGCAUCCUGGACAUUGCUGGCUUUGAAAUAUUUGAGGACAACUCGUUCGAGCAGCUCUGCAUCAACUACACCAACGAACGUCUCCAGCAGCUCUUCAACCACACCAUGUUCGUCCUGGAGCAGGAGGAGUACAAAAGGGAAGGCAUCGAAUGGAACUUCAUCGACUUUGGCCUCGACCUGCAGCCCUGCAUCGAGCUCAUUGAGAGGCCGAACAACCCUCCAGGCAUCCUGGCCCUGCUGGAUGAGGAGUGCUGGUUCCCAAAAGCCACUGAUGUUUCCUUUGUGGAAAAGCUGAUGAAUGCCCAUGCCAGUCAUGUUAAAUUCUCCAAACCUAAACAACACAAACAUAAACUGAUGUUUAGCAUUCUGCACUAUGCUGGUAAGGUCGACUACAAUGCUGCUGAUUGGUUGACAAAGAACAUGGACCCGCUGAACGACAAUGUGACUGCUCUGCUCAACAACUCCUCCAGCAUCUUCAUCCAGGACCUGUGGAAAGACGUGGAUCGAGUGGUGGGUCUGGAGACCAUGACCAAGAUGUCAGAGAGUUCAGUUCCCAGCUCCACUAAAUCCAAGAAGGGCAUGUUCCGUACAGUGGGUCAGCUUUACAAGGAGAGUCUGGGCAAACUGAUGACCACGCUGCACAACACCCAGCCCAACUUUGUCCGCUGCAUCAUCCCCAACCACGAGAAGAGAGCUGGUAAGAUGGACGCCCACCUGGUGCUGGAGCAGUUGAGGUGCAACGGGGUGCUGGAGGGAAUCCGAAUCUGCAGGCAGGGAUUUCCAAAUCGCAUCGUGUUCCAGGAGUUCAGGCAGAGAUAUGAGGUCUUGGCUGCCAGUGCUAUUCCUAAAGGCUUCAUGGAUGGGAAACAGGCAUGUUGCCUGAUGGUAAAGCACCUGGAUCUGGAUCCUAACCUGUAUCGCAUUGGUCAGAGCAAGAUGUUCUUCAGGACAGGAGUUUUGGCCCAGCUGGAAGAGGAGCGAGACAUCAAACUGACUGUUAUCAUCAUCGCCUUCCAGGGACAAGCAAGAGGCUUCCUGGCCCGCAAGGCAUUUAGUAAACGUCAGCAGCAGCUGAGUGCUGUGAAGGUAAUCCAGAGGAACUGCGCCUGUUACCUCAAACUCAAGAACUGGCAGUGGUGGAAGCUCUUCACUAAGGUGAAGCCCCUGCUGCAGGUAACCAGACAAGAAGAGGAAAUGGGUCAGAAGGAGGAGGAGCUAAAGGCGGCGAGAGAGGUGGCAGCCAAGGCUGAGGCCGAACUGAAAAACAUCACCCAGAAACACAACCAGCUGCUGGAGGAGCGAUCCCACCUGGAAUCAAAGUUUCAGGCAGAGACUGAGCUGUACAUUGAAGCCGAAGAGAUGAGGGUGCGACUGGAGGCCAAGAAGAAGGAGCUGGAGGAGGUGCUGCAUGAGAUGGAGGCCCGGCUGGAGGAGGAGGAGGAACGCAGCAGCGCCCUGCAACAGGAGAAGAAGGACAUAGAGCAGCAGCUACAGCUCAUGGAGGCCCGCAUAGCCCAGGAAGAAGAUGCUCGACAGAAGCUGCAUCUGGAGAAAGUGGCUAUGGAGGGGAAGGUGAAGAAAGCGGAGGAGGACAUCUUGCUCAUGAAAGACCAGAAUAACAAACUGCAGAAGGAACGAAAGCUUCUAGAGGAAAAGAUGGCUGAUAUGAGCUCUAACCUGGCCGAGGAGGAGGAGAAGUCCAAGAAUCUGACCAAACUCAAGAACAAAUACGAGUCCAUGAUGUCUGACCUGGAGAUGCGUCUGAAGAAGGAGGAGAAGGGUCGUCAGGACACAGAGAAGGCCAAGAGGAAAGUGGAGGCAGAGCUGACUGACCUCCAGGAGCAGCACACCGACCUGCAGGCCCAACUGGCUGAGCUCCAAGCCCAGCUAGCUGCCAAGGAAGAGGAGCUCCAGGCCACCCAGGCUCACUUGGAGGAGGAGAGUAGUCAGCGUGGAGCAGCAGUCAAGCGAGUUCGGGAGUUGGAGGCUCUGCUCUCAGAGCUGCAGGAGGACCUGGAGGCUGACAGGGCAGCGAGGGGGAAGGCUGAGGCUGCUCGACGGGACCUUGGGGAGGAGCUUAACGCUCUGCGAUCUGAGCUGGAGGACAGCCUGGACACCACUGCUGCCCAGCAGGAGCUACGGGUGAAGCGUGAGCAGGAGGUGGUCAUGUUGAAGAAAGCUAUGGAGGAGGAGGGACGGCGCCAUGAGGCCCAAAUCCAGGACCUGAGACAGAAACACAGCCAGGUUGUGGAGGAGCUCACUGAGCAGCUGGAGCAGGCCAAAAGAGUGAGAGCUGGUCUGGAGAAAACUAAGCAGGCUCUGGAGAAGGAGGCAGCAGACCUGAACGCUGACUUGCAAUGCCUCACCAGUGCCAAACAGGACGUGGAGCACAAGAAGAAGAAGGUGGAGGGUCAGCUGAAUGACCUCCACUCACGCUUCAAUGACAGUGAAAGGCAGAGGACUGAGCUGGCGGAGCGGGUCUCCAAGAUCACUAUGGAGCUGGACAGUGUGAUGGGUCUGUUGAAUGAGGCGGAAGGUAAGAACACCAAGCUGAGUAAAGAUGUCACCACCCUGUCCUCUCAGCUCCAGGACACACAGGAGCUGCUGUCAGAGGAGACCCGUCAAAAGCUGAAUCUUUCUGGAAGUCUGCGUCAGAUGGAGGAAGACAGGAACAGCCUGAUGGAGCAGCUGGAGGAGGAGACUGAGGCCAAAAGGGCCGUGGAGAGGCAGGUCUCUGGCCUCAAUGUGCAGCUGUCUGACUACAAGAAGAAACUAGAUGAAAUGUCGGGGAUGGUGGAGCUGCUGGAAGAAGCAAAGAAGCGUCUGCAGCGUGAUCUAGAGGUGGCUAAUGGCGAGUAUGAGGAGAAGGCCUCAGCUUAUGAUAAGUUGGAGAAGAGUCGAUUCCGGCUGCAGCAGGAGCUGGAGGACGUCCUCAUGGACCUGGACAAUAAGCAGCAGCUCGUCUCCAACCUGGAGAGGAAGCAGAAAAAGUUUGAUCAGAUGUUGGCAGAAGAACGAGCUGUGUCCUGUAAGUUUGCAGAGGAGCGGGAUCGGGCAGAGGCGGAGGCGAGAGAGAAGGAGACUCGUGUGUUAGCUCUGGCCAGAGCACUGGAAGAGAACCAGGAGGCUCUGGAGGAGGCAGAGAAGACCAUGAAGGUCCUCCGAGCUGAGAUGGAGGAUCUCAUCAGCUCCAAGGAUGACGUGGGAAAGAGCGUCCAUGACCUUGAAAAGGCAAAGCGUGGUUUGGAGGCCAUCAUGGAGGAGAUGAGGACCCAGAUGGAGGAGCUGGAGGAUGAACUCCAGGUUGCUGAGGAUGCCAAACUGCGUCUGGAGGUCAACACUCAGGCCCUGAGAGCUCAGCAUGAGAGGGAGCUGCAGUCCCGUGAUGAGAUGGGCGAGGAGAAAAGGAAGCAACUCCUCAGACAGGUGCGUGAGCUGGAGUCAGAGCUGGAGGAGGAGAGGAAGCAGCGAGCUCAGGUGUCUGCUGGGAAGAAGAAGCUGGAAGGGGAGCUGAAGGACAUGGAGGAUCAACUAGAAACCACCAGCAGGGGGCGUGAUGAGGCGGUCAAGCAGCACCGCAAGAUCCAGGGCCAGAUGAAGGACCUCCAGAUGGAGAUGGAGGGCUCUUGCAUAGCCCAAAAGGAGGUCCUUGCCUCAGCCAGAGAGUCUGAGCACAGAUCCAAGGCCAUGGAGGCUGAGAUCAUCCAGUUGCACGAGAUGUUGGCAGCGGCUGAGAGAGCUCGUAAGCAGGCGGCAAAAGAGAGGGAUGAGCUGUCUGAGGAACUGGGCAGUAACUCCUCUGGAAAGUCAAUGCUGUCUCAUGAAAAGCGUCAUCUGGAAACUAAGAUCAGCCAGUUGGAAGAGGAGCUGGAAGAGGAACAGUCCAAUGUGGAGACCCUCAAUGACCAGUUGAGGAAGAGCCAGCAGCUGGUGGAGCACCUGGGUUCAGAGCUGGCAGCAGAGAAAGCCUCCUCUCAGAGCAGGGAGGGAUCCAAGCAGCAGCUGGAACGGCAAAACCGGGAGCUGAGGGCCAAACUCCAAGAGACCGAGGGCCAGGGCCGCUCCAAACUCAAAUGCUCAAUCGCUGCUCUGGAGGCCAAGCUGAGAGAGGUUGAAAAGCAGCUGGAGAUCAAAAACAGAGAACAUCAGGCCAAUGCCAAGAUUCUGCGUCAGAAGGAAAAGAAACUGAAGGAUUUAACCAUCCAGAUGGAGGAUGAGAGGAAGCAGGCGCAGCAAUACAAAGAUCAGGCGGAGAAGGGCAACAUGCGGGUGAAGCAGCUGAAGCAUCAGCUGGAGGAGGCGGACGAGGAGGUGCAGCGUGUGACGGCAGCCCGCAAGAAACUGCAGCGGGAGUUGGAUGAGGCGACUGAGGCCAACAAUGCCCUCAGUAGAGAGGUGUCUUCAGUCAAGACCGAACUCAGACACUACUGAUCUGCAAACUGUCCUCUGGGCUUUCAGGGAAUACUCCUCUUCCUGAACAAGCUUUUUACUUCAUUGCUAUCCUAAUCCCUCUGGUUCACACCUGUUGAAAGAUUUCAGGGGCUUCUACUUUUGUCCUGCAUUUGCUUUGCAUUAAGACACCAAGUUCUCGCUGCUCUCUGCCCUUCAUCUCUUUCUGACUCUCCUCUUCCUCCUCUCUCUCUCUCUCUUCCUCCUGAUGUGUCGGAUGUU
This is a messenger RNA of Monopterus albus (swamp eel), 6342 nucleotides long. RefSeq names its product myosin-11-like. Gene Ontology annotation, biological process: actomyosin structure organization. The transcript is spliced from 45 exons. Gene Ontology annotation, molecular function: ATP binding; actin filament binding; microfilament motor activity. Gene Ontology annotation, cellular component: cytoplasm; myosin II complex; myosin filament. Bases 298 to 6102 code for a protein of 1934 amino acids. The record is from RefSeq and is a predicted model, not a curated record. Lineage: Eukaryota; Metazoa; Chordata; Actinopteri; Synbranchiformes; Synbranchidae.